Messenger RNA from Dromiciops gliroides (monito del monte), 1259 nucleotides. Its product is annotated as NTF2-related export protein 2-like. NCBI's taxonomy places the organism in Eukaryota, Metazoa, Chordata, Mammalia, Microbiotheria, Microbiotheriidae. The record is from RefSeq and is a predicted model, not a curated record. Gene Ontology annotation, biological process: protein import into nucleus. Bases 182 to 607 code for a protein of 141 amino acids. The transcript has 4 exons. Gene Ontology annotation, cellular component: nuclear pore central transport channel.
GGAGGCGGGGCAGGCCGGAGAGAUUCGGGAGAGCCUCCAGGAGAUUUGAGUCUCUCGGAGGUGCCAGAAAACUUGAGCCCUCUAUCCCUUCUACUAGAGCGGAGCAGCCCCCCAAAGCCCCCGUGGACCUCGCCCCCGGGGCCGAUCGGCAGAAGUUCCUCAUUCUCGCGUGGAAGCGGCGAUGGCGACGGCGGCGGAGUUUAAAACCAAUGCGGAUCAAGCUUGCCGAGCUGCAGAAGAGUUCGUUAACGUAUACUACGAUACCAUAGAUAAAAGGAGAAGGAUGAUGACUAGAUUGUACCUUGACACGGCUACUUUGGUUUGGAAUGGAAAUGUUGUGAAUGGACAAGAUGCUUUGGGCAAAUUUUUUGAUGCAUUGCCUCCCAGUGAAUUUCAGAUCAACGUAGUGGACUGCCAACCUGUUCAUGAGCAAGCCACUCAGAGCCAAACAACUGUCCUUGUGGUGACCUGUGGGACGGUGAAAUUUGAUGGGAACAAACAGCGCUAUUUCAACCAGAAUUUCCUGUUGACAGCUCAAGUCAUGCCAAACAGCACCGUGUGGAAGAUCGCGAGUGACUGCUUCCGGUUCCAGGAUUGGUCUAGUUAGGCCUGGCGAAAAAUGGGACUCUUGUCUCUGGCCCAAAUGCUCCAGUAUUCUUUUUUUUAAUGUUUUAAGUUCUUUCAUGUUUUCCUAUUGUCCAGUUCAUUUCAGAAGUGUAGUAAACCCACAGUGUGCCAAAGUUGAUAUGUCCUUAAAAAUAGUGUAAAUUCCUAGCAGCAACUUUCGUGGUAUCUCUUAAAAGCAGUGGAAUUGUGUUUGUCUGUAACACUCCUUUAAAAAUACUCUGUUACUGAAAUGCUGAGCUCUUACUGCUUUGUUAAAAGGGUAACUACAUCAAGAUAGCAAAGAGUAUAAUCCUGAUCCAUCACAAAAAGGGAAUGCUUUGUGUCCCAUUGGGCCUUAUCUUUAGCUUAGCUUUGCACCAUGGGAUAUACACGGUUGUACAGGGUUAAGAAUACACAAACACUUACCUCUUUUCAAUAAAUGUGAAAGUGGCCUCAACUUAGGAACCAUCUAAGUCAGGACACAAAACACUGCUGAUUUUUAUUGGCUGGGUUUUCAUAACUGCUCAGAUGUUCUGGAAAUGUACUUGUGAAUUGGUGUUCGCAUUGUGAUUUUUAAUUAAUUAUAAAGUUAGUAUUAAAAACCAGUAGAACCAAACUGUUUGUGAAACUCUAUAUGUUUGAAUAAAAGAAUC